CUACUGUGCGCUGAUGUAGUGAGAUUCAAUAUGGCGGCGCCAUUCGCCUCUGGAACAGGGCGGGGAGAACAGUCGCCGAAUCGACACUACAAUAUCUACGCGUAUUUUUGUCGAAACCAUCGGCUUCGUGACUCGAACGCGAGUGAUAUUGUAAAAUAAUCCUGUGUUUCUGUGUUCAUUUAUGCUGUUUGUGUUAUUAUAAGUGUAUUAUGGUGAUUUUGUUGUGAAAAACGUGAAAGGACUUUAGGGUAACAAUGUCUAGCAGUUGACAUGUUUAUCUGUGUCGUGUGUGAAGAUUUUCCCUUCGCGUGAGGAGGUGCGGUGCGCGAGUGUGCGCGCUAGCGCUCCUGUGUGUGUGCUGUGAUCGUGAAUACACAAACCAAUGAUGGAUUGCAUUUCCAUGGAUGUUUAGAUCUUGCAUCGUGAAUAAGAAUGUGAUCUCAAGAAUCACUUCAUCGAUGACGGCAUAUUUUAUACGACCCUAGCAGACAAUGCGGUCACAAGCUUCAAAACCGUUACCUAAGAAAGGGGAAUUAAGUAAACCAUCAUUCAAAAAUAUCACAGCGAAGCAAGCUGCUAAAAAAGCUGUUUCGCCUAAAAGGGUUAAAAAUUUAGUGAAUAAAUCAUUAAUUAAAAAUACUAAGAAAGGUUCUUCCAAAGAUGACCCAUCUACUUCCAAAAACGAUGAUGCUUCUGCAAAUAAUGAUAAAACCGACACCACACCAGAAGCUGUUAAAUAUGGACAGUGCAAAGCAGGUACGGCACGCGGUGAUUCACCAACAAAAAAACUCAAAAAAGAUCCAAAAGAGAAGAAGGACGCGACUAAAGUUGGACCCGAUAGUGUGAAGAAAAACGGAUCGAAAAAAGCUACCAAGGUUGACAAGAAAACUAAACCUGUUAAGGCUAAUGUAAAAAAAUGCGUAAAAGGUAAAAAAGAUAUUAAGUACAAAAUUAAUAAAGAUGUUAUAAGUAAAGCAACACCGAAAUUUUCAAAAGCUAAGACUGUAAUAAAAAAAGGAAAUGCAAAUAAUGAUAAAAAGAAAGGAACGGUUCCACCAAAACAAGAUUCCAUUGAAAAAGACCAACAAAUUGAUGAGAACAAAAGUACAGAUAUCACUAUCAAAAAGGAAUUAAAUACGGUUAUUGAAGAAGGUAUUGAAAAUAGUAAAACUAAAACACUAGAAGCAGAUAAAAGUGAGGACAAAUCAGACACUAAAAUUGUCAAUGAUUCUGUACAUAGUAAAACAACAUCUAAGCCAGUAGGCCCCCCUGGUAAUCAACCGGAAACACCUAAAACUGAAACUGAAAGGCCUCCAAAGUUUUUCACGUCGGCUAGGUCACCACGUACCGUAGAUAUUGAUGUAAAAUGUUGUAAAAAUUCAAAAGGUAAUUUAAGCGUUUCAGAGAGAUUUGUUUCUAUGAAAGUAGAAACAAAAGUGGAAGACAACGCUAAAGAUAAAAGUUCUUCUAAUACUUUAGUGUCACAGGGACCAGAGAUCGAUGUUUAUACAUUCACGGAAAAGGUCGAUUCUCCAAAGAGCAUAUUAUCUGAUUUUCGUAGUCCUGUAAAUAAAAAUAUUGGUAGAGUUCGACCAAUAGCUAGAGUUAAGGGUACUGUAAUUGACAAAAAGGCCGAAUCAGAGAAGAAAAAAUAUUCACCUCAUAGACCAAUUGAAGAAGUCGUCAAACAAUUGAAAAACAAGCGGUCUGAAGAAUUAAAUGCGAACCAAAAUCAAAAUGCUAGUGCAACAUCUAGUGUACAAACCAAUCCUGGUAAUAGUGAGACAGAAGCUGAAGAAAAACCUAAACCUAUUGUUAGUAAAUCUUACAAAAUGGUGGCAAGAAAAUCUAGUAUAACUGGGAAACCUUUUAGCCCGAUUAAAUUUUUGGAACAAGAAACGCCCAAUAAAAGUGAUAAAACUGAAAAACCUGUAAAAACUAACUCCAAUGCAAAGAAAAGUCCCGUAAAACCUAAAAAACAGACUAAGAAAAGCAGCAUUUCAGAUGAAGAAAUAGAUAAUUCUAAAUUUGCUCUUAAUACUAAAAGUUUUCAUUACACGUCAUCUGAAGAAAGCGUUAGUGAAUCUAACGACGACAAUGACACCAAAGAGUCUUCCGAAUCUGAUAGUCCUAAAAACAAAAAAGCCAAGAACAAAAAGUUAAAGAAAAAUAGAAUAACUGAUGGUGCAAAAAAACCACCCUCUAAAGAACUGAAAGAACUGUCGAAAGAUUCUCUUAUCGACCUCAAGGAGAGCUCAGCUCUGUUAGGUAAUGAAAAACCUAGCAAGCGACGCCUUAAACUGCUGUCAAUGUGGAGCGGCCCCAAAAAACAUCGCAUGGCGUCUCUAAAUGCGAUUGCAAAAGUCCACUGCUUGUAUGAGAAUGAAAGUAGAACACACAUGGAACUAGGAUUGAUGAAAACAGUUGAUAGGCAAGUCUUACCGAGCACCUCUAAGGCCGGAUCUCCAAAAAAGAAAGAAAAUAAGUCAAAAGAAACAGAAAAGCAAGAAAGUACUUCAGAAUCAGAAUAUGAAGCUAAAAAAGAGAAGAAAGAAGAUAGUUCAGAAAGUUCGGAUGACAACCCGCCACAGCGAUCUCUGCGUGGAGUGCCAGGAAUCAGAAGUGCAGGCAAGUAUUGGGACCCAAAAUCUUCUACCUCUUCAAGCGAAGACAGCGAACAAGACACUAAGAAAAAGGCGACUAAUUCAGAGAAAAAGAAAACGCCUUCUAAAGCUUCUUCUAUUAAAUCAGACACUGAGAAACCUCCGGCUAAAAUGAAAAAGACAGCCGGAGUACCCGUGAAGAAAAAACGUAAUAGAAAUGAGGUAGUAAUGGACCUGAAAGAUAUGGUCGUACAAAAACGUAUGGCAAGCCUUAACGCCACCGCAAUUCUAGCAGCUAGUUACGAAAAACGUUCGCCGAAAUCUAAUAAAGAUGAUACUACAUCAGACUCAUGUAGCGAUGAAUCUUACUCACAGAAGUCAAAAAACGGGGUAACUUCCGGCGUUAAGUCGGAAUCAAAAAACGAAUAUGAAGCUAAAUCUGAAAGUGAUGAAUCCGCUGUAUCGGAUAGAAAACAAAAAGUCGAAGUGAUAGUUAAUCAAGACACUGAUGUAACUAUUACCGGGGUGUACUCCACACAUCAUCACGAGGGGUUUUGCACGGUGUCCGGGAUGCAGUACCGCAUCUCAUCGACAAGUCACACACAAACCACAGCAACAGCUAACUGCGAAAAGGAGGGAUGUUCUCGUGAAGAUGGAGCCCGCUACACUCCACUUUCCGCCCUGUCAUCCAUGCAACCGCCCGCCGACCACUCGCAUUCACAUCCAGUGCCAGAAUUGGGUGGAUUAGCGCGUCGCCCCGGCUGCUCCAGCGCAUUCUCCGCACCGUCUUCGGCUUCUCAUCAUGAACAAGGAUAUUACCAGCCCGCAGGGCCUCUAAUCAAAGAGACGAGUGCUGAUGCAGAGCGUACACUCGCCAGAUACCAUCCACAUUACCACGCGCCGCAUCCACCGGUACUGCAACAAUAUGGCCCACCAUACUACCCAGACCUCUGUUACGGUCGCUACUACCGGCCUCCUGGGUCAUACCACAUGCCACCACCGCAGCCAGACGCACAGAUGGUUGGUGUCGGCAGUGAACCGUAUCCACCACCACCACAGUAUUAUGGCACACCGCCAUGUUACCAACAUUCUCCUCAAAGGAUACCAUACGUAGAAUAUCGCGGAUGCCCGUGCCCAUUGAACGCGUGUCCAAAAAACGUGCUUAUUGGGCCCGCUACUGGUAAAGCCCCAGCCGGUGGUGGCCCAGCAGACGUUCCCCCUGCUCUCGCGCCGCCCGGGGGCGCCUUCCGACCGAAGGUGCGGGCGUGCGCUCUUGACGCUGUCGCAGACACACAUGGCAGCGGCAAGGACCCGCCACUAGAACUGGAACCUCCAGCUGCAGCGGACGCUCCUCACCCCUGUGCUAUGCCAGCAAUGGGAGGCGUUUCUCCUAAACGAGAGAUCUAUGAUGUUCGGGAUAAACUACGCAUCGCUAAUGACAUACCCGGACCUGCGGAGGCUCUCGGACCACCAUCGCCCGCUCGGGGCUCAGCAGGAGCCUGUGCUCCACAACCUCCACCUGUGGCUCCACGCCGUGCUCGCCUCGGCAAGGCCAUGGCUAGGCGAUCCCUUGCAGGCGAUGACACUGGUCUUCUACUAUCCACGCCACAGCCUCCAAUAAUAGCCCAUCACAGUGAUGCUGAUGACGAUGUGCUUGCCAUUUCACCUCCAACCUGUGCUCCAAUUGACCUCUCUUCUUCAGACGAAAGGUCGACGCCACUAGUCGAUGUUAAGAAAGAAAAUGAAGGUCCAACGUAUAACACCGCACGAAAACCAGAAGCACAAGCGCUUAGAGAGCAUAAUAGCACUACAGUUAUGGACGCUAACAUCGUUCCUGAUGCAGCUAAAGCGGUGAAACGAAGAUAUUCAAAGCCAAAAUUAGAGAUUGAUAUGAAAGAUACACAACUUGAGGAAUCUUGUAAGACGAAUGGAAUCGGGGAACAUGUGAAACUCCAAAAGCGAAGAAAAGUUUCGGGAGAUCAGACUGAUAUUCAGAGAGUAGAAACUGUUACUAAAGAGCCCAAGAAAAAGCAAACCCAAACUAAGAAAAUUCCAAAAUCACCACCAUCCGAUAAAAAAACUGUUAAACGGAAAUCAGAAAGUGCCACGGGUGGGUCUAAGCCAAAAAAGAUGCUUCUUGAGAAUGAUGAAGAUAAUAAAGUCAAAAAUAUUGUCGCAAUCAUCGAUGAAUCACAUCCUGCAAAACCAAAAAAUAAAAGUGCUUUACUUCUUGACAAUUUAAUUCGGAAAAAUAGCAUCGACCGGCCUGAAACAAAGGGCUUAGACGCUGAACUAAAUCCAGCUGAACUGUUCCUAUCUCCUACGGAAAACAUCGCACAAAUUAGUGCUAAGAAAACCUUAAACAUAAACAAUAAUAUAGUAGACAAUGGAAACAAUACCGUUAAUGGGGUCCGGGCUAAUACACUUGCCGCGGUGUCUCAAUUAAUAGGCAAGAAAAUGGCUUGUAAGUUAGAAAAAGUUGAUUCCAAAGUAAGUAACGAAGUAAAAUCAGUAUUAAAGUCACCCACCGUAAAAGCUGUUUCUGAAAAUGACUGUAAACCUUUGAGUAUAAAUGAUAAUAUCGAAGAAAAAUUGAAACCCUGCACUAAAACAGAAACUGAAAUCAUUAUACCUCAAGCCGAAAAAGAUGUACCAGACAUGUUAAAAGAUAAUAAAAAUUGUACUAACACUAUUGUGGCAGACAUACCAGCACAAGUAACUAUAGCAACAAAGGAAAAGGAAGAUUUUGAAUUAGAAGUUGAAGAAAUGGAGAUCGAAGACGCGGAAAAGAUAGAAGACAGUGAGGACAAAACAAUAUCUGAGAAUGAAAAGGAGAAGCCAAAACCAGUAAAGCUUGAUAGAACGACGGUGAAGCGAUGCAAAUUGGCAAAUGGAGAAAUGAAGGCUAAAAAUGUGGAAAAAGUAGUUAAAUUAUUGGUAUCAAAGAGGCCAGCAUUUAAGACAGAUGAGGCAACGUUAGUAGUGGAGGAAGCCUGUGCAUCCCCAACGCCCACCGGGCCGGGGAUGAGGCGCGCGCGGCGCCGGGGGGCGGGACACUCGCGCCGCGGCCGGCGUCCGCUCGUGCCGCCCGCCCCGCCCGCACUCGAACCCCACGCCCCGCCGCGCUGGAGCAACGGCUGGAACUGGGACGGCGAACAUUACCUAUCCAAAGUCUACCUCAAUAAUGACUCCAAACUGGACCGCACGGCACGAUGCUGGUCGCGCAUGACGCACGCCAGCGGCGACAGCGUGGCGCGAGGUGACUGCGUGCUGUUGAGGGCAUCCCUUGCCAGAGCACAACCUUACGUCGCCAGGGUCGCUAGUCUAUGGGAGAACCCUGAUGAUGGGGAAAUGAUGGUGUCUCUGGUAUGGUAUUACCGGCCGGAGCAUACGGAACUCGGGCGACAGCCGGCAGAUGCACCCGACGAAGUAUUCGCGUCACGACACCGCGAUGCCAACUCUGUGGCCUGCAUCGAGGAUAAGUGCUACGUGCUCACCUUCAAUGAGUACUGCCGGUACCGCAAACGGCUAAAAGCGGCUGAAGAAGGCGUCACCAUCACCCCAUCAAUCGUACCUCCGAUGCCAGCCAGCGAGGUGAGCCCGGCAGUGGCGCCCAACGACAGUCGCCUGCCGCCCUCCGUGUCCCCCGAGCUGGUGCUAUUCUGCCGCAAGAUAUACGACUUCAGGUCCAAGAAGAUACACGUACCUAACAAAUGAAAUCCUGAGCGAUAUCGUCUGGAUGUCGUUUAUAAGAUCUGUGUCGAUCUGUGCACCGAGGAUGAGGCGUCGACGCCUUGCGGAUGCGUCACAACAAAUUUUUACAAAGUAUUUUAUCUAAAGGAAGUGAACACCAAAGUUACGUUAUGAAGUUGUAUCUCGUUAGUUGUCGACAGCACUCGGCGGUUCUCGGUGUAACUCGGUGGAUGGACGCCGCGACGGUGGUCCCGCAGACUUCAUCGUUUCUUAUAUAGUAGUGUCUCAUUGCAAACCUUUAAAUUAGUACAAAAACGCGUUCCCGGGUGCAAAUCGUAGAAUGUGUGACCUGUGGCCAUUUUAUGUGAACAUAAACUACGUAAUCGUUGUGUUUAGUCGCCAGUCGGUCAGUUUUGUUGCUUGUGUCGUGAUUUGUCGUAGAAGUUUAUUUCGUAUCUAGACUUACAGUGAUUUGCGGUAUCAAAUAAUUUGGAUGAAUAAUUAUUUGUAUCAAAGGAUGCCUUUUUUAAUGUGUAAGUAGUUAUAAGGAAAUCAUGUUUGAGAUGCAUAAUUAUGUAUAGCAAUAUAUUUUUCUUUUUGCUUGAAAUUAAGAUGAGCGAAUGUCCUAUUUAUUCUCAUUCUUGUUAAAGUAAUGAGAUGCUGAGUACUGAUUGAUGGCUAUUCAUUAUAGCUGAUACGAUUUUGUAUGACAUUUAAGAUUUGAUUGGCUACUGGGAAAUUGAAAAGGCAUUUAUAAUGAUUACAAACUUAUGUUUAAUUAUGUACCUAUUUGUUAUAUUAUUGCGCAGACUUUAUCUCGUUAUAUAGUCUGUGUAUUGUUGUCAAAGUAGAGUCUAUAUUAAAUUAUUCUUUUAUUUUAAGAGCGUAGGUGCGGGUGCGUGCUAUUAAAUCAUCGCGAUUGGAUCUCUUCUGUACUUGGCGCUCGCGAUUUGAUACAUCACAUACGAUAGUGCGCAUCGUAGCUCGCGAUACACGUAUCUUGUCGAACUAUAUUGUUUACGUUUCGAAAAUAUACGGGACUCUUACAAAGAGUUUGCAAUUAAAUUAAGUAGUUAUUGAUACAUCACAAAUUUUGCAAUUUUUAUAAUUUUAUGACAUAGGAUCGUAAUUAUAAUCGGAUAACGGGGUGAAGGUUGCCUCAGUUAAGUUCCGUAUCAAUUGUGUAGCCCCUGCCAACAAUGUAAUAACGUUCCCGUAGGCGCGCUCGAUGUCAUCCGCAGCCGUUUUUAAACGUUCAAAUAUCAAGUAAAAAAUACAAAAGUAUUUAACUUUAACCCUGCCUUCGAAGGAAUUGAUUUUAAAUUGCAUUUCGGCCUUUAAUAUCCAACGUAGGAAGUAAUUAUUUCAAUUAGGACCGGUCCAAAGUAGUUACAGGAAGACUGAUUUUGCGAAAAGUUUUAAAAUGUUGUCUAUUUAUUUUAUUUAUUUAGCAACAUUACCCAAAACGAAAAUUCAAAAAGUUUUCUUUUUGUUUGUUUUCAUAAACACGUCAGGCAAUAUUUACAAUUUACGGAAAAUAACAAAUGGGAACAUUGUAACAUAUUUUAAAUGUAAUAUUAGUGCAUAGAUGUAUACAAAACAAAAGAAAAACACUUCGGUGUUAAAGAGAUAUAUUGUAAGACUAUAAUAGUGAAAUCUCUUUAUCAUUAGAAACAUAUUUUUAAGUAGUGCGAUCGAAAUAAAAAAAUAUAUAUUUAACGUUACAUUUCCUACGCGGAAAUUGAAGAAAGGGCAUUUAUAUGAACUUUUCAAUUUAAUUACUUUAUCAUUUCUUUCUUCACUAUUUCCUACAAUGUAUCUCUAUAUUGUGUUGACUAUUAUUUUGUACAUACUAUAAUUUGUUUUAGUGUCCACAAACUAUUUGUUAUCCAGUGAGAUUUGUAACCACUAAUCGUUUUGAUUUUUCCGAACUAAUGGAGGUAAAUAUUCUCUUUGAUUCUUGUGAAACGUGCAUUCCGUUUAACGAUAGAUAAAUAAAUAAAUCUGAGGGCAUGCGAUAUGAUCGUGAACGCAACAUUUUAAUUACCUACUGGCUGCAGUAUUUACAUAUGCUUUUUGCUAAAUAAGGUAGACAUACCUUUACGGAAUAUUUUGUUUAAGUACGUAUAUUAAUUUCUGUUUUAUCUUCACACAUAACGUUCAGACUUUACCUAGGGUAUUGAGAUUGGGCUUUAGCCCUGAGGAUUUGUACUUAUUGUCUAAAAAUAUUUAUUUAUAAAUAGGUGCAAGUCCUUAUCACACUCAAAAGGGUUGCCUAUCAAAUUUUAAAUGUCAUUAAUUUAUUAAACAGCAAAAUGUUACAAUUAGUUGUAAGUAGUGAUCCUCAGGGUGGCAUUUAAGUUUUAUAAAGUUAAACUUUUUAUUUCUAUGACAGCUAACUUUUUAAUUUGUAUUACCUAUCACAUUUCAAGCCACAAUCUCACUGGUUGUCUAUUCCAAAGCUUAAGUUGUCUAUGUUCUUUUAUUUCUUUUUCAUUGCUUGAUGCCAAAAAUUUUAUCUGCAAAAAUUCUAUUAUUCAGUAAUUAUGUAAUACCAGUCUCCUUCUAUUUAGGUUAAAGGAUGACGGGAGAGUCGGCGCCUGACAUUUACCACAACGUAUAAUAUAGUCCAUACCUAGUAUCUAGGUCAAAUAAACUCCCAGUUUUCAUAAAAAAAAACCCUAUCGAACCCCGUAGCAUGCUUACUGUAUUUAUCGUAGUCCAUGUCGUAGGUUAUAGUUUUAGAGCACAAAUACCUACAAUGGACGCGUUUUACAAGUUUGAUCAUGUGCUGAUUCGCCCGACAUCAAUACUCAUUAUUAAUUAAUCAUAGAAUUAAUGAGUAAAUUCCAUAAUAAUACUAUAAGUGAGCUCUCCCUUGCUUGUAGGAGGAUUGUUUUUAAAUGUUACCUGGACAAAGCGCGAUUGCAACCUUCUAUAGUCAAUGAUUUUAGCGUUAGCUCUACUAAUAAGGAAAUACCUUGUUUUUAUUAUUUAUUUUGUUUCAAUGAAAAUUAUAUAGGUAUAUUUUAUUAUUGUAACCUACAUAGUUACGUUGGCUGUAAUUUAAUAUUGAUGUAAUUAAUAUAUGUAUUUUUAUUUCAA
This is a messenger RNA of Spodoptera exigua (beet armyworm), 9401 nucleotides long. NCBI's taxonomy places the organism in Eukaryota, Metazoa, Arthropoda, Insecta, Lepidoptera, Noctuidae. The record is from the annotation of a GenBank genome assembly.